Molecule: messenger RNA, 3781 nt
Organism: Caenorhabditis auriculariae
Lineage: Eukaryota; Metazoa; Nematoda; Chromadorea; Rhabditida; Rhabditidae
Source: the annotation of a GenBank genome assembly
AUGAUAGGAGCAUGUCUUGAAAUUCUCAAUUUUACUUGGCUCCCAAGGCUGAGGUACGUCCAGUCCGUUUUUUCAACGUUGUUCGCGGUAUUAAUAUCUGUUUUAAAGCAUGGGCCGACCUGAAUUCAACUCUCGUGGCGGCGGAGGAGGUAAUUUAUAUUUUAUAUCGAUCUUUUAGCUCUAUUUCAAAUUUUCGAUCAAUUUGUCUCUCUUGAAAAUUUUUUUUUGUUUCUCGUGAAUUUGUAAAAUUUUCCGUUUGUAAGAAACAUUUUGAAAGUCCUCAACGUGUAGAAAUUUUCAAUUUUCAAUCUCGCGUGUUAUUGAUUUUGCAUUUUAAGAGAAAUGAAGUGUGAUUUCAAAGUUAUAAAAACAUCCUUCAAAGUUUUUUUGAAACCAAACGAUGUCGAAAGCCUGCCAUAUUUGAAGUUAUUUUGAUAAUCACAAAAUUAACUCUUUAUCCUCAAAAUGAUUUCGGAAAAUAGACCAAAUUAUAAUUCUGCGUUCAAAGCUAAUUUUACGCACGUAGCAAAAAAGUUUUUCUGGUUAAAAAGAGCCGAAACGCGGCAGAUUCUCAAGGCGUGAUUGGUUGGCCCCGCAUAUCUGUCACGAAAAAUAUUUUGAAAGUAAAUAUAUAUUGGACAUGAAUUGAGUUUCAAAGGGUUACCAUUAUAAUGCAUUCACUUUUAUAGGCUUCCGAGGUGGACGUGGUGGUGAUCGCGGUGGAUUCAGAGGCGGAGACCGCGGAAGUUUCCGAGGCGGUGAUCGUGGUGGUUUCCGAGGCGGUGAUCGUGGUGGAUUCCGCGGUGGUCGCGGAGGAGAUCGCGGCGGAUUCAGAGGAGGUCGAGGCGGUUUCGGAAAUGAUCGAGGAGGCUUCCGGGGAGGAGACAGGUGCAUUAAUUAAUUACUUUACCGUUUAUUUUGUAAACUUUUUUUAUUCACUGAAAGUGUGAGAAAGUUUAUUUCUAAUGCCCUUUUUUUUUUUUUUCUAAAGCUUAUUUGACGCGCGCAGCGAAAAUGAUUUUUUGGUUCAAAAGCACGAGCCGAAACGCAGCAGAUUCCCACGACGUAAUUGGUUGGCCCGUCCAGCCGGCAAGAAAAAAAUUUUUUUGAAAAAUAAAUUUAUAUUGGAAAAAUUGCCAGAUAUGCGGGGUCAACCAAUCAAGUCGGAACCUGCUGCAUUUCGGCUCGUGGUUUUGAACUAGAAAAACUUUUUGCUGCGCGCGUCAAAUUAGCUUUGAAAGAGGCAUAAGCAUCUAUAAAUUAAAUUAGUAUUGAACGGGGCAUAAAACAGCGGAGACACAAGGUGCGAGCCCACUGUCUGAGAUAGUUUUAAUAUGUCAAAAAUCGCUUUCUGACAGUUUCUUUUAAAACAAAAAACUUUUUUUUUUCUUCUCGAACUGAUUGUGAUAAACAUUAUUCGAAGUUAAAUAACAGCUGGAAAAUCAAAAUUUCAAUUACAGUUGUUUUUCUUUUCCUAUUGUAAACCCUUGGCGCGGUAACAAAAAUAAUGGUUACAGAGGCGGCCGUGGAUUUCCAAGAGGCCGAGGUUCCCCUCGCGGUGGACGUGGAGGAGCUGGAGGAAUGAGAGGAGGAAAGACAGUCAUUGUCGAGCCCCAUCGAUUGGAAGGUGGGAUUUAUUUUCCAUCACCUCUUCUGCUGCGUCAAAGCUAAUUUCUCGAGGUUACAAGACAAAUUACGUCCCAUAAAGUACACAACUUUUCUUUUUAUUACCCAAAAACCUCGCUUGAUUACCUUAGUACGACCGGCCGCCUUGAACAUGCGUGUUGUGGGAACCUGCUGCCUUUCAAUUCGUGCCGUUGAACUAGAAAAAACUUUUUCUCAGCCGUCAGAAUAGCUUCGAAAGUGGCAUAUGGCGUAUAAAAAAAACUCCAAAUCGUUUAAAACAAUUUAGUAUUAAUUUUGCAUAUUUCAAGGUUUAUUCAAUUCAUCUAUCUUUACUACGCAAUGAGAAGAAUAGAAAAAAAAAAAUAAAACAAUAUAAAAUGAAGAAAUCACGGUUAAAAAAAAAGAUCGCGUUAAAGACCACGCCUAACAGUGGUUUGCUUCCUUCAUAGUUUCAUUUUUUUUUUUUUAGAGAAACAAGUUUUAUAUAAUUUUUCCGCUGCGCGUGUCAAAUUGUUCAGAGCUGCUUACUAUGCCAUGUUCAGAGUAAUUUCUUCGAAAUGAAAAAUCUGACUUACCAAAAUUUAGUUGUCUUUUUCUUUCUCUGACGGCUAUUUUGUUAGUGUUACACGUUUUAGUCCUAUAUAAUUUUUUUUUAAACGUUAAGUGUUAAUUUAACAAGUUUUUAGUUGUGUUUUUCGAAGCUAGCUAGAGUCGGCUCCGCCUGUGUGCGAAGCCUUCACUAAUCUAUUUUAUUUAAAAUUAUUGUAUUAUUUAAUGUGAAAAAAAAGAAAAACUUUUUUUCUAGGAAUAGUUAUCCGAUUGAAAAAAAUAAUUAAGUUUAUCUUAAAUUUUUCCUAAGUGGUCAGCGCCCAAUAAAUUUAUGAUAUUCGUACGUAUAUCGACGAGGCGGACCGAAUGGUCAUACUUUUAUGCUGAAAACCCGAAAUUUUGAUAAUGCUUUACGAGAUUGAACGACUUCGCCUUUGUAGCCGAUCGCAGAGGUAGAAAAUCUGAUUCUAUAUAGAAGUGUAAUUUCUGUUUUAUUUAUAGAUGUAAUCGGCUAGACGGUAAGCAAUAGCUCAUCAAGGCAUUUAGAAAAACCAGAUUCGAGUUAGCUCAUUAGGGUUCACACUGAUUUUUCAAGAAAUGGUUAUUAUUAACUGCUUCCAAACGUGUAUCUGAUCAAUUCUAAAAGCAAAGCAUAUCACUGUUCUCCGCGUUCUUUAUUGCGUGUUGACGAGCUCAUAAUGCGGCAGAUAUUGUAGCUGAAGGCCGUGCUCUAGUUAGAAGCCUCAAAAUGAGAGCAUCCACUCAAAGGAAAGACAUAAUAUUGAAUUUUAAAGGGAAAUGUAUUUUUCAUCAAAAAAUUUUCAGGAGUGUUUAUCGUAAAAGGAAAAGAAGACGCGCUUGCCAGUAAGAAUAUGGUUGUCGGAGAGUCUGUAUACGGCGAGAAGAGAGUUUCUGUGGAAGAUGGCGCUGGAGCUUCAAUCGAAUACCGUGUGUGGAAUCCAUUCCGUUCAAAGUUGGGUGCAUCUAUCAUGGCUGGUCUCGAAGACACGCACAUCAAGCCGGGAACUAAGCUUCUUUAUCUUGGAGCAGCCUCAGGAACGACAGUGUCUCACUGCUCUGAUGUGGUUGGACCGGUCAGUCAAAAUUAAUAAUUUAGUAUUUAAAAUUCGAAUUCUAGGAAGGUAUUGUUUACGCUGUUGAAUUCUCACAUCGCUCUGGUCGCGACCUCCUCGGAGUCGCCAAAAAAAGGCCGAAUAUUGUACCGAUUGUUGAAGACGCGAGACAUCCACACAAGUACCGCAUGUUAGUUGGUACGUGUUAAAUCAUAUUUAUAAGAUUUAAGUUCAUGGUUUAGGGAUGGUUGAUGUCAUCUUCUCGGAUGUAGCUCAGCCUGAUCAAGCGCGUAUUGUUGCCUUAAACGCUCACCACUUCUUGAGAAACGGAGGCCAUGCUGUUAUCUCUAUAAAGGCCAACUGCAUUGACAGUACUGCUGAACCUGAAGCUGUUUUUGCCGGCGAAGUAAAUAAGCUCAAGGAGGAGAAGUUCAAGCCGCGAGAACAAGUUACCCUAGAGCCCUAUGAAAGAGACCACGCUGUUGUUGUAGCCCAAUAUCGCGCUACGAAAGGCAAGAAGGCCUAAAAUCUAA